This is a messenger RNA of Laccaria bicolor S238N-H82, 1944 nucleotides long. RefSeq lists its product as uncharacterized. Gene Ontology annotation, molecular function: hydrolase activity. Lineage: Eukaryota; Fungi; Basidiomycota; Agaricomycetes; Agaricales; Hydnangiaceae. The record is from RefSeq and is a predicted model, not a curated record. The coding region runs from base 1 to 1944 and encodes 647 amino acids. The transcript has 7 exons.
AUGCCUCCUCCAUCUUCUUCAUUUUCGCUUGCAGACUCCCUUCUGCAUUAUUCUACUCCCGGCGUCGCUCCCCCGUCCUCUCGUGUCGAUCCGAAGCUUAAGCUACAACCUAGAACUCCCUUGAGGAUGUGGGAUUAUUGGAAGUUCGCCGCACUCGUCGCUUCAAAAGCGACCGAACUUACUUCGGAUGUUCUUUCUCAUCAUAUAUGGGGCCCAAGGCGCAAAUCUUGGGGCAUAGAAAUGACUAUUGUUACAAGCCUUAUCCGUGGUGCUGAGCGUCAUAGCUCACUUGUCGACAUUGGCACGAUUCGCAUGAUGAUGAGCAUCGGUGGUCUCGUCCCCUUGCCAUCAGAUGCCCUCGUGACUCCUGUUACUUUUCGCGUCAGGAGGCGUCAACUCCGAGGCAUCCUCGCGGAGUACGAUGCCCUCGAAUCAGGUUUGCGGGAGCUUUGUGGGGAGUGGGUUGUGGGGAAAAAGACUUGGCAGCGCCUCCAGACAGAGUGGAAGGCGGGGAAUCACUCCCACGGCCCUGGUGAACCCAAACGGAAGGAGCGUGUUAUUCUCUACAUCCAUGGAGGUGCCUACUACCUUUCUAGCGCGGCCGCCCAGCGAAUCAUCUCGAUCCCUCUUUCAAAGUACACAGAUACACGUGUUUUUGCUUUGGAUUAUCGAUUGGCUCCCGAAACUUGUUUCCCUGGACCCUUGCAUGACGUCGUAUCCGGAUAUUUUAGGCUGGUAGAAGACCUGCACAUACCUCCAGAAAACAUCAUAGUAUGCGGAGACAGCGCCGGAGGUGGUCUUUCUCUCGCUUUGUUGAUGUAUCUGAGGGAUAACAGCUAUGCCAUGCCGUCUGGUUGCAUUCUCAUGUCUCCCUGGGUCGAUCUCACGAUGAGUUGCGAAUCUUGGGACUCCAACGCGCCCUAUGAUGUGGUUCCGUGCCCGACACCUGAAAAUCAUAUGAACCCCAUCGCCCUCUAUCUUGGAGAACACACAGAGCAAUAUCUUACACACCCUUAUGCGAGUCCACUGUUUGGGGAUCUCAAAGGACUUCCUCCGUUGCUUAUACAAGCUGGCGACGCGGAGGUAUUACGGGACGAGAUCACGUUGCUCGCACAUAAGGCAACACUGGCAGGUGUUCAAGUCAGACACGAACUUUAUGAAGAUGCUAUCCAUGUUUUCCAGGCCUAUCCCUUCCUUGAUGCCUCCCGGCGCUCCUUUCAGUCUAUGCGGGACUUUGUUUGCGAUGUCUUACCUCAAUAUCAAAGCCGAUCCCCUCAACUUUUAUGUGCAAAUGCAGAGAAGGAAUUGGAACAAGAGAUUGAGAGCGAUAGGGCUGUUAUCGUUAGCGGAGAUGGCGCCGAGUCCAACUUGGGAAUGGACGGUGUCAAAGAAAAAUUUGCAAAGAAAUCAGACGACUCCGAUUCGACCGGAAGUGAAUACGAUGAUGCAAGUUGGGUGCAAUCACCUGUGUGGCCUCGGAAACCUUCGUCUCGUCUCUUCACACUUGACAAUGACGCUGAUGCAGAACUAGAAGAUUUAGAGGACCUUGCAGAUCUAGAUAUUAUUCCCGAAUUACAACUCUCACAACCGCCAGCGCUAUCAGCCCCGCCUACACCACUGCCGACAGAUCCUUCCUUUACUCCAGGGCUGCGUCGCAUUCACUCUGCCUUUUCCAAUGUUCUUCCGCACCUAGAUGCCACACAACCAGUUCGUCCUCAACCGAGGCACCAUCGAAGCUCGCAUACACUUCGAACGACGGCGAACUUUGGGAUGUCAAGCGUUCAAUCACCUCCUCCUUCACCUUCCAUCCGACGCAGUUUUGCUAGCGCUAGCCAUCCAGACAUCACAUCCCUCGUUGAAAACUGGUCACACUCCGGGCCUGCCAACCAGACGACGCUAUUUACGACCCAACAUUACGCGAGUCAUUCAUCGCACUUAUCAUGA